AUGCUUCCCCCAAUUCCAGCUCUGGCAGACUACGGCAUCUCGCCAGACCAUGGGUUCCUGCCACCCGAGCCCCCCAUUGACGUGCUUCCCGACCCAUACUACGCUCGAUGGGAGUGGAUUGUGUCCAACAUCCAGGCCCUCCUGAUCAGCCGACGGAUCCGAGAGGCGGUGGAUCAUAUGCCUAUGCUAUCUGUUUCAUACCUGCAGGACGACAGCGAGUGGAGGAGGGCGUACGUGGUACUGGUGUUCAUGCUACAUGGUUAUGUCUGGGGCGGAAGCAGGCCCGCCGAGAAAAUCCCUCCCCAAUUGACGGUGCCGCUGUUCGACGUGUGUGAUCACCUGGGCCUGCCGCCAGUCGCAACCUAUGCGGGCUGGUUCUACCUGGUGUCGGUGGCGAUCGAGGCUCGUGGGGCACCGUCCAUCCCGCUGGUGCUACAGGCCAUCGCGGCUGCCCGGGCUGGCAACAGCCUCGUCGUGACCGAGUGUCUGCAAGGACUGGCCGAGGUGAUCGACGAGGUGGGCUCUCUGCUGGAGCGCAUGUAUGAGCACUGCGAUCCGUACGUGUUUUAUCACCGCAUCCGGCCAUACCUGGCGGGCAGCAAGAAUAUGGCGGACGCUGGGCUCCCCCACGGGCUGCUGUACGACACUGGCCGUGGUGAAGCAGAAUACCGGCAGUAUGGUGGGGGCAGCAACGCGCAGAGCUCGCUGAUCCAGUUCUUUGACAUCGCCCUGGGGAUCGAGCACCGUCCCACGGGCGAGACCACUCGUCCUGGUGGUACCGCCGGUGAUGAGCAGAAGGAGGGGGUGAUCGGGGCGCCCCGCCACGGGUUUAUCCAGGAGAUGCGCUCGUACAUGCCCGCGGCCCAUCGCCGGUUUCUGGAGCAUGUGAGCGCGGUCGCCAACCUCCGGGAGUACGUGGAGGCGCGCCGCUCGGACAAGGCGCUGUGCAUUGCGUACGAUGCGUGCCUGUCGAUGCUGCGCGUGAUGCGCGACAAGCACAUCCAGAUCGUAUCGCGGUACAUCAUCAUCCAGUCGCGCGACGCCCGGCCGGGCCGGCGCGCCACCAGCCCCAAGCGACCGCCCCAGCAGCAGAUGGCGCAGCCGACGAACCUGGCGACCGCCCGCUACGGGGACAAGGCGGACCCGAAGAAGCUGCGGGGCACGGGGGGCACCGCGUUGAUUCCGUUCCUGAAACAGGCGCGGGACGAGACGGGCGAGCCAGCCAUUGACGCGUGGGCGCGGCGCCUGCUGAGCAACGGGCCGUCGGAAUCCAGUUUUGCGGCGCUGAGCAAGGUGGUUCACCACUACUACAUCUUCUACAAUCCAAACAAAACACCUACCUCUACUCCAUUCCACGAACCCAAUAUCCAACCAACCAAAAUGUCCAACGAAAACUCCUCCACUCUCAAGUCGUACCUCGACCAGGCCACGGGCGCCGCCCAGCGCGCCAUCGGCUCCCUGACCGGCGACGCCUCGACUCAGAACCAAGGCGAAGCCACCCACCAGCAGGGCAAGGCCGAGAACGAAGCGAGCCACACGACGGCGAAGCUGGGCCCGGUGACGGCGGACCCGGCGACGGGGGCGACGGCGACGGACCACCCCAAGCGCACGGAGGGCAGCUGGGACCAGACGGUGGGCGCGGCCAAGGAGUCGCUGGGCAACCUGGUGGGCAACGAGUCGCUGCGCCGCGCCGGGCAGGACCAGAACGCCGCGGGCAAGCAGCAGGAGGCGGAGGGCCAGCUGAAGGACUGGGGCGAGGGCGUCAAGGGCCGCGUCGAGGGCGGCGUCGGCAAGGUCGCGGCCGCGGUCACCGGCGACGAGGCGCAGGAGCAGCGCGCCAAGGAGAUCCACGACUCCGGCAAGGUGCGGCAGCGCGGCGCCGAGGCGGAUAUUGAGCGCCGCGCUUGA
This is a messenger RNA of Aspergillus aculeatinus CBS 121060, 1908 nucleotides long. Its product is annotated as IDO-domain-containing protein. Lineage: Eukaryota; Fungi; Ascomycota; Eurotiomycetes; Eurotiales; Aspergillaceae. Gene Ontology annotation, biological process: 'de novo' NAD+ biosynthetic process from L-tryptophan. The record is from RefSeq and is a predicted model, not a curated record. The coding region runs from base 1 to 1908 and encodes 635 amino acids. Gene Ontology annotation, molecular function: heme binding; indoleamine 2,3-dioxygenase activity; metal ion binding. The transcript has 6 exons. Gene Ontology annotation, cellular component: cytoplasm.